CACAGAGUGAUGUCACGGAAGGUCCCACUCAGCAGAGCUCAUAUAGAGCGAGGGCAGAGGAAGCUCAGGCAACAGUAGAGAGUAAAAAUGAAGCUGCAGCUCUGUGUCUUCUCGCUCCUCUUCCACGUUUCAGUUGCAGAGAAGUCAGAGAACAUGACUGUGCUGAGGGGCCAGACCGUGGAUCUGAGCUGCUCCAUCAGGAACGCUGUGCGGAGCAACGUGGAGUGGAGGAACCCAAACAACGACAUCAUGUUCUUCAACAAACAUUCAGUAUUGAGGGACAGACACUAUAGCAUCACCAAGCUGACCAACUCCCAGUUCUCCAUCAGCAUCUCCAACAUCACCUUUAAGGAUGGAGGCGUUUAUACCUGCACACGAUACGGAGACGUCCUGUCAGUGAAGACAGUCAGGCUGACCGUCCUGGAUUUUCCACGAAUGUCGGUAAGAAGAAAGGGAGCAGAGUCUGUUGUGAAAUGCAGCGCGAAGGCAAACAACCACCCGCCCAACAUCACCUGGAAAUUUGAAAAUGGAACCGAAUUUAAAUUUACUGGAGCCAUACAUAAGGAAGGCUACGCGUUUGUGACAGAGGCACAUCUAGUGGUUUAUCCCAGAGACGGCAGGGUGGUGGUGGAGUGCCUGGUCCACCACCCCGACCUGCACACCCCGCCUCUGAUGAACUUUGUGAAAGUUGGGAAACAGAGUAAGCAGCCCGGCUCCACCUCCGCCCCCCCGUCAGCCCGGCCGCCUGCACCGGGGACGACGGCGCAGACGGCCUUCAUAGGGAGCAGCUCAGCACCGCACCUCACCCCCUCACACCUAAACACCCCCCCUCCUGCACCCAAAGAGCCGCUCACUUCCAGCCAGCCCGGGACUGUGACCCCAGAGGACCCCGCUACCUCUGGACGCCCCCCCCUCAGCACUGGUGCGCGUUUGUCCAACUCUACAAGUCCAGACCUGAUCUGGCUGAUGAACGACACCAGCAGCAGUGAAACAACCACCACCUCAGGUGAUUUACCAGAGGAUGUCACCUCAUUUAAUGCUACAGGGAAAAACCUCACAGAUUACUCUGACCCUGAUAGGAGAAUGGGCCGCACCCAGAACACGUCCCUAUUAGUGCUGCUGGUCACGUCUCUGAUCUUCUGCCUUCUGGUCGUCGUCCUUUUCUUUGCUAUCAAGCUGAGGAGAGCACACAUGGCCUGGAAGAGAGAGAAUGAAGACUCGGACCCAUCAGAAGCCAGCAGCAAAUCUAAAACCAGUCAGGAGGAGAAGAAAACCCAGGACCAGAGGAGGAGAGGACUCUUCAACACGGUGUUUGCUCAGUACGCUGUGGAGGAGCCAGCAGCAGCAACCUCAGUCAUCAACCCAAACGCCACGCCCGCCACAGCGCAGACGUCUCCUGGUCCGGUUCAGAGUGCAGUCAGAAGCGAUAUAAAGGAGACUUCACUUUAAUGCCAUGAAAUGAUGACAUCAUUGACUGAGAAGCAGCAGGGGGCGGGGCCUCCGUUUAUACUUGGAAACCUUAUUAUUGUGAAGACGAUCCUUUAUGGAGAAUCCUUUUAUAGAACUACUGCCAUGUUGGUGGUUAGAAUUAACCGUUCUAGAGACUUUGUGAAUUUUACGUAUAAAGGUGUCAAACUUUGAAUGCCACAUUAAAGUCAAAUGAGGCAGUUUGCUGUUAGAAGCAGGAAAUCCUUUUAGUUUGAAUGUUUCAGCUCUUCAUCAGCCAGACUGUGGAAAACAUGGAUGCUUUUCUGUGUGAUGAUGAAACUGAUGGAGUUUAUGACUAAUAACUGCACCAUGUCCUCUUCUUUUUAAACUGUCUGUUUUCACUGUUUACAUCACAAAAAAUGUCUAUUUUUUUACAGCACAAAUGUAAAUAUAUGGUUUAAUUUUGUACUAAUAAAUAUUAUUUU
Cyprinodon tularosa is the source of this 1913-nucleotide messenger RNA. Its product is annotated as cytotoxic and regulatory T-cell molecule. The record is from RefSeq and is a predicted model, not a curated record. Bases 88 to 1449 code for a protein of 453 amino acids. NCBI's taxonomy places the organism in Eukaryota, Metazoa, Chordata, Actinopteri, Cyprinodontiformes, Cyprinodontidae. Gene Ontology annotation, molecular function: signaling receptor binding. Gene Ontology annotation, biological process: positive regulation of natural killer cell mediated cytotoxicity directed against tumor cell target; detection of tumor cell; cell recognition. The transcript is spliced from 11 exons. Gene Ontology annotation, cellular component: plasma membrane.